CUCGCGUGAGUUCCUCCAAGUUCUCGCUUCCACUGGUACGUUCAAAAGGUAUAGUGUGAAAAGUAAAGUCGAAAAACGGAAUAUGGAAAAAUGGCUGCAGUUUCUGGUAUAAGAACCCUUAUUCGUAUCCAUCAUUCACUCGUUCUGCAGAAGAGCUUUAGGCGUUCACCGCUACAGCCAGCAUCAACCUGCAUCACCUGGAGGCAUUGCAGUGGCAAUAAUGACCCAACGCUGCCAACAAACACAGAGAAUAAAUCUUUACUUGAGAACUUAAAUGUGUUGGGAGUGGACUUAAAGAUGGUGCGCCAGCGUCAACCAGGUGUUCUUCGAAGGUCCUUCACCAACGAGAUAGGCCUCGCUCAGUUCCUGCAAGAAAAAGGCGCCAACCACAAAGUAAUCGCCAGCAUCGUGUCCCGUUAUCCCCGCGCCAUCACCCGGUCACUUGAUCACUUGGAGGAACGCUGGCAGCUGUGGAGAAACAUCUUCAACACAGACGCUGAGAUUGUGAGCAUCCUGGACCGCUCACCCGAGUCUUUUUUCCGUUCUAGUGACAACGAGGACUUGAAGAAGAACAUUGCUUUCUUGACCUCCUUGGGAUUAAAGUCCAAAGACCUUCAUCGGCUGCUGACCACAGCGCCGAGGACGUUCUCCAACACCCUGGAGCUGAACAAGCAGAUGGUGGAGUUUCUUGAAGACAUCUGUCUGGAGCUGGGUGGAAAAAAUCCUGAACAGUUUGCUACAAGUAUAAUAUCUAAAAAUGUGUAUAUUCUAAUCAGAAGUACUAAAAGAGUCAGGACCAACAUUAAUAAUCUGAAAAACUCUCUAAUGUUAAGUGAUGCUGAACUGCUAGCACUUCUGGAGGGAAAUGGAGCAGAAAUUAUGGACCUUUCCAACGAGUAUCUGAAGAAAAAUAUCCACAGCCUUGAGGAGAAGAUGUCCUUACUGGGCUGCAAAAGAAGUGACAUGAAAAAGCUAAUAUUAAACUACCCUAUGAUUGUCUACAUCGGCGCAGCCACUCUGAACUCCAAACUGGACUGUCUUUUAAAAGGAGGAAUAACAAUAAAGCAGAUUUUGGAGAAGCCCAAAGUCCUGGACUACAGCACCCAGAAUAUCACGGAGCGGCUGAAGGAGCUGCAGAGAGUUGGAUAUGACUUUGAGAAAAAUGGGAUCAACAUCAUGGACUCCAGCAAGAAACGAUUUGUAGCAAAGAUAGAAAAACUUUCUGGAAUUUCUGAGGAGUGAAUGCAGCAGAUUUUACUGUGAUAAAAGGUAUCCGUCCAUGUACGGCUACAUUUAUCUGCACCCCUAGUAAAGACAUGUAAAAAGUCUUGUGUACAGUAUGAUAGUUUUACACAAAAAAAAUAUAAAAAUUCAGUCUCUAAUAUCAUUGAAUUCAAUUUUGGGAUAAAAAAAUGUUAAGAAAUAAUUAUUUUAACAAUUCCUUUAAAAGUAAAGCUAAUCAUAGCAAUGUCUGUAUUUUUAUAAGUUGAACAAUAUUUUUUAAAGUUUUUAUUUAUUGAUUUCCUAAGGUUAAAAUCACAUGCGUCACAGAUGCCAGUGUUUAUUAGUCACUAUGCUGGUUGAGUGAAGAUGAUGGUGAAAGAUCUAGAAACAUCUUCAAGGCUAAUUUUUAGCAUAGCAUAAAGUGACGUCUUAAGCUUACAAAGUUUCCAUGACAACCAUUAGAUGCAACCCACAUGUUUGUUUGGCAGGCUUGUAAAGAAAAAGUUGUUUUCCAAAUAUAAACAUUGUCAGUUUUAUAAAACCGAGAUGUGUUAAUUGGAGUUUUUUGUAAUUGGGUUUUAUAAUAAUCAUCCAGCGUCCAAAAUAACGCAGAAAUGUUUCACCAUACACAGAAUGCACCUUUAUCCAAAGCCAUCUCAGUCCCCAAAUCUAAAUCCUAAACAAACAAACAAACAAACAAAAAACUACCUGGGAUGCUCCUAAAUGUGGCAGGUUCUGUAUUUGUGGAGGUUUCUAAGCAUUUUAUCUGUUAUCCAGUGACACAUUUCUUCAUUUGAUGCAUUUUAUUGCAUUAUUGCUCUGUAUUCAACAGGGUUUUAAUAAUUAUUCUGUAACAUUACAUCCACAAGUUAACGUGUUAGUAAUUUUUUUGUCUCUAUAUCAGUCAUUUCUGAUUGCAAUAGGGAGGUUGCCGUGUUUGACAGGUAAACGCUCCCUCAAAGAUUCAGUUAAUUCCAACGCACCACUGUUGUAAUGAUCUGUACACACAUAAGAAUCUCUCACAAGUGGAUAUUUUUGACUUUACCCAAAGAAAUGUAUCAUCUCUGUAGCUUUAUUUAAAUAGUUUCAGGUGCCUUUUGCUGUUGACUCGCAAACAAACAAGUAACGCUGAACAAGUGAUCAUGUUUUUUAGCAUGUUACUGUUUAUUAUGAAUGAUUAUUUCUGUAUUAAAGUAAAAACAGACAUGCA
This is a messenger RNA of Xiphophorus hellerii (green swordtail), 2434 nucleotides long. It is a transcript of the gene mterf1, whose product is annotated as mitochondrial transcription termination factor 1. The transcript is spliced from 2 exons. Bases 91 to 1242 code for a protein of 383 amino acids. Gene Ontology annotation, molecular function: double-stranded DNA binding. The record is from RefSeq and is a predicted model, not a curated record. NCBI's taxonomy places the organism in Eukaryota, Metazoa, Chordata, Actinopteri, Cyprinodontiformes, Poeciliidae. Gene Ontology annotation, biological process: regulation of DNA-templated transcription; termination of mitochondrial transcription. Gene Ontology annotation, cellular component: mitochondrial matrix.